Ramularia collo-cygni is the source of this 534-nucleotide messenger RNA. RefSeq lists its product as uncharacterized. Gene Ontology annotation, molecular function: ribonuclease III activity. NCBI's taxonomy places the organism in Eukaryota, Fungi, Ascomycota, Dothideomycetes, Mycosphaerellales, Mycosphaerellaceae. The record is from RefSeq and is a predicted model, not a curated record. Gene Ontology annotation, biological process: RNA processing. The transcript is spliced from 2 exons. Bases 1 to 534 code for a protein of 177 amino acids.
AUGCAGGUGCCUUCCAAUGCUGGCAGAAGUGGUUCAGCUUACGAGUUGCAACUCGACAACGCCAUGUGGCUUUGCAUGUUAGACAGAAUCGAAAACAUCAUCGACCGCCGUUUCAAGUUUACGGGACUGAUAAGGGAAGCGAUGUUUCCAAUCCAGAUUGGCUACGCUCGCUUGACCCAGGGUACAAGCGAUCGAUUCUUCCAACAAGGGAACCGUAAGCUAGCCAUGCUUGGAGACACCAUCAUGAGAAGCAUCAUUGUUGAUGCCUGGGCACGCUAUGACGAGACUGUUUUGUCCCUCGACCGAAGAGUUGCAAAGACUAUGUGUAACAAGAAUUUUGUGAGACAUGCUUAUCGCCUUUUCAUUGAUCGUUUGGUCGUUGGCUAUUUUCCUGACGGCAUACUCCCUGGCAAACAUGUCUUGGCAACGACUAUGAAGGCGAUCGUGGGAGCUGUGUGGUACGAUUCGAACCACGAUAUGUGGGAGAUGAGAGAGCUGAUGGACUUGCUUCUGGAGACUAAGUUGGCGAUGUAG